This is a messenger RNA of Suillus plorans, 1268 nucleotides long. RefSeq lists its product as uncharacterized. The record is from RefSeq and is a predicted model, not a curated record. The transcript is spliced from 5 exons. Bases 173 to 1081 code for a protein of 302 amino acids. NCBI's taxonomy places the organism in Eukaryota, Fungi, Basidiomycota, Agaricomycetes, Boletales, Suillaceae.
GUUGGCAACACUCCCGAGUUCUGCCAACAACACUAUCCAGGACCAAGACCCGACCGAAGGCUAAUAAUCUGCGUCAAUAACGACUUCAAAAAGCUACUAUUUGACCGACUCACGGAGCCCUAUUAUGCCCAUUAGCUAAAUCACGUCAGUGCUUCAAAGGUUUUUGCUAGAUAUGGUUCUAUUUCAAUUGCAACAGGAUGUCUUGCCUCUUCAGCCCUCUUCUCCCUCCCAACUUGUUAUGAGCAUCUCAGUAAAUGUCUCUGCAGCUGUAGGUACGGCAUGCGAGGCGUUUUUGUACGGAGUCUACUGCGCGUUAUUUAUUAUCUCUAUCGUAAUUCUCAUCACACGAUAUCGAGUAUCCAAUCGAGUAAUAUGGGUUGCGAACUGCCUCCUCUUUAUGACAUCGACGGCUCAUUUUGUAUUGGUGUUCACCCAUUUCUACAUUGCACUCGACCAUGCUCCGUUCUCAGAUUUCGGAAACGAAACUCCUGCACUAAUGGCAGCCAAUUUACUGAGUUCUGUUGCUGAUUUAGUUGGAGAUUUACUCCUACUCUAUCGAUGCUGGUUUGUCUGGGGGAAGAAUUUCUAUGUGAUUAUUCUCCCUCUGCUCACUGCUCUUGGGGGAUUUGGGUGCAUUUUGCCCAUCCCAUCCCUUGUAUUGUCAAUUGACCCGACAUCACCAGUUCCUCCGACUGGUAUCGUACCCUUGACUAUUGCCGGAUAUGUUUUGCCUCUUUGCACAAAUAUCAUGGUCACCGGGCUCAUCGCCGGUCGCCUCUGGAACAUAUCUCGCAUUCCCACCAUCGACGAGCAUGGAAAGCCGGUGAUUUUAAAAAUCACGACUGGCGGACGCCCGAUGAUGCUCAUCAUCGAAAGCGGUGCUCUGUAUACGGUCACGCAACUCAUUUAUGUCGUUCUCGUGGCCAUUCGAAAUCCUGCCGAGGCGAUAUUAAGUUAUGCUGGGACACAGGUAUAUGGAAUUGCGUCCACAUUAAUUAUUAUUCGUGUUGGGCUGGGCAGUUCGCUUGAGCAGACUGCACCGACGACUUCGAGUAACCUGAUAUUUUGGUCCCAGUCAUAGGGUACCACAGGUGGUGCGCUCAGUUGGCGCAUGGAGAAACAAUCAUUCAUUCGAUUCGCCAUCGACUGCAUAUUUAGUGCAGAGUUGGGUUAAAGUUGAAUCCUGGAUCGUUGGAAGAUAAAUAUAAGUAUUCGAGACAUGUACAAUGACCAAGGUGCUUGCCAUUUGGAAAUAACAAUGAUGUAAA